This is a messenger RNA of Oldenlandia corymbosa var. corymbosa, 861 nucleotides long. The record is from the annotation of a GenBank genome assembly. Lineage: Eukaryota; Viridiplantae; Streptophyta; Magnoliopsida; Gentianales; Rubiaceae.
AUGACUGCUUUCCCACUGCCGAUUGUUGCACUUGCUGACACUCUGACGGCUGCUGUAACUUUACCAUUGAUUGCUCAACUUGCCGAGACACUCUUGAUGACAAUUGCAACUCUUCGAGUGACACCCGUGAUUGCCACAUCCAUUCAGACUCUACCAAUGAUAGUUGUUGCAUUUGCUGGAUUUGUGUCACCAAUUGCUGCUGUUGUUGAGAUUGCACCAGUGGUUGUUGGAUCGGUGCUACAGAUGGAUCGGCUUGCUCAGAUUGCACUAGGAAUGGUUGAAUCUGCUGAAGUCACACCAAUGGUUGUUGUAUCUGCAACAAUGGCUGUAAUGGCAUCUCAUUCAACUGCGUUGCUAUCUGAUCGAUCGGUCGAGACUCCGUUGAUGAUGAUUUCUGCUGGGGUUGCUUCUGUUAUGACCAAACCCGUCGGAUCAAUCCGGAUGGCAACUGAAUAUCCUGAUACUCCAUCGGCAACGAAUAUGACUGUUGGAUACGUACCGAUGCAGAUGUUGUUCGCUGAUGUUGUAACUGCGUCUGUUGGAUCUGCUCUGCUGCUGAAUCAUUAUUCUGAUACUGAAUCGAUUCCUACAGAAACCUCCCUGGACAUGUUUUGGACUGUUGGAUAUACAUCAGUAAUAGAUGAAUCUGUAAAGACUCUAUCGGGGAUUGUUGGGACUGCGUCGAUUACAACUCCAUGGAUUGUGUCCUCAACUGAUCGGCCUACUGAAACCUCCCUGGCCGUGUUUAGGACUGAUGGAUAUGUAUCGGUGAUAGCUGACUCUGCUGUGGCUGCAACAACAGUUGUUGAAAGGUCACUGUCGGCUGCUGAAACUAUUAGGACUCAUGAUCAGAAGCUGUAG